CCCACGCCACGAUCCCCAAACCCCAUUCCACCGACCAAACCCCAUUCUCUCCGGCCGCCGGCCGCCGGCCGCCGGCCAUGGAGAAGGCAACGGCAGCACCCACGGCCAAGACUCGCGAAUCCGCGGUACGCAGCCUAUGGAAGUGGGUUCUGAGCAGCAGCUGCAACGGCGACAUCAUCAGCGGCCUCCCCGACGCCAUCCUCGGCACCAUCAUCUCCCUCCUCCCAACCAAGGACGGCGCCCGCACGCAGGCCAUCUCCCUCCGAUGGCGCCCCCUCUGGCGCUCCGCGCCCCUCAACCUCGACCUCGACGCCGCCCUCCCCAGCGACAGCGCCCGCGCCUCCCUCGUCUCCAGGAUCCUCUCCGACCACUCCGGCCCCGCGCGCCGCUUCCGCUGCCACUCCAUCCGCCUCGCCGACGACCACGACCGCGCCCUGCUCGACGGCUGGUUCCGAGCCCUCGCCAACCUCCAGGAGCUCGACGUCAGCUUCCUGCGCCCGUCGCCACGGCCCGAGACGGACGACGCGGUGGCGUCGUCUCUGCUCCGCCUGGCAUCAUCCACCCUCGUCAUGGCCAGAAUUGGGGGCUGCAACUUCUCCAAACAGAUCGUGCCAUCCUCCUCUAUCUUCCCCCGGCUGAAGGACCUCGAGCUACAUUACGUUUCCUUGUCGGAGGAAUUCUUACAUGGCCUGCUCUCUGGCUGCCGUGUGUUGGAGAGCCUCUUGCUGUGGAACGUCUUCGCUGCUACUGGCCGCAUCUCUAUCGCCUCGCCGACUCUUCGGAGCAUUGGCUUCCGCCUCUGUGCUGGCCGUGCUGAACUUGUCGUCGACAACACCCCUCGCCUUGAAAGGCUGCUAACUGUUUUUGUGGGCAGCGGUGGUGACACUCUCCGGGUAGCCGAUGCACCUAGACUGGAGAUAUUGGGCCCUUUGUCACCUACCGUUCAAGUAUUGCAGGGGAUGAUCCCAGUCAGCUCGGCAAACUCCGUACACACCGUGAAGAUUUUAGCUCUUACUUCUGCCCCACAAUUGAAUGUGGUUCUUGACGUCCUCAAGUGCUUCCCCUGCUUGGAAAAGCUCUACGUUAUUCUGCAGAAAGACUUAAAGAUGGAUGUGAAACAUGUGUUUCACCAUGACCCGUUAGAUCAAGUCAAAUGUCUUGAGACCAAUCUCACAGAAAUGGUGUUUGUGAAUUACCUCGGCUGUGAGCAAGAUGUUGGCUUUGCCAAGUUCUUUGUUUUGAAUGCAGCGGUGCUAAAGAAAAUCAAAUUUGGAGUCCCUAGGAACUACAACAACGAAUGGGUCGCUAUCCAACGGCGUCUGCUGGAAGUGAACAAUAGGGCUUCUCGAGACGCUGAGUUUGAAUUCGAAUGUGGUUUGGAUGAUUUCAUUAACUACUUGGGUAUCCAUGACUUGUCACUGACAGAUCCUUUCGAGUGCUUCUGUUCUGAAUGAGAGGCGGCUUCACAUCAUAUAUAUUGAGACAUUUGCUUCAAGGUGUUCUGCUGGUAUGGCUUUGAUCAUAUACGGACGAACUGGCUAAUCUCUUCCUGUGGGUGUGGGUUCUCCAGAAGUCAGUUAAAAAUGCAUGUUUACCAGAUGUGUCAUGUCAAACAUAUGGUGUGUGGAACUACAUUGUAGAACCAUACGAUCUGGUUCAUCAUGCCUUAUUACCAGAUGCAUCA
This is a messenger RNA of Lolium perenne, 1684 nucleotides long. Its product is annotated as FBD-associated F-box protein At4g10400. The record is from RefSeq and is a predicted model, not a curated record. NCBI's taxonomy places the organism in Eukaryota, Viridiplantae, Streptophyta, Magnoliopsida, Poales, Poaceae. Gene Ontology annotation, molecular function: protein binding.